AUGGAAACAAGAAAAUUGAGGAAACAGACACCUAAAGGCAUGGGGCUGUAUCACCAGCGUAGUAACGAGUUGUUCGAGGAAUUCAAAAAAUGUGUCAGUGGUCUAGAAACAUAUAUUUCAUCAAACUAUGGUUUAUCUAUCAGCAGUUCAAUAUCUAGUCUGAACAAGUGUACAGACCAAUGUAAAGAGCUACAUCAAGACGUUCAAACGGCAUAUGCUGAGUAUAUGAAGUAUUUAGAUGGUGUCAAAACAAAAGAGAGUGAAACUGAAAUGGCACGGUUGGACAAUUCGUAUGAAGAAGUUGAGAACAAAAUUGCAAAAAAAAAUAAGUGUAAGUCUGAAGAAGAAAGGCAGAAGUUUCUGUUCGAAAACAAAUUGUGUUAUCGGUGUUAUUCUGGAGACCACCAGGCUCGUGAUUGUAAAGUUUCACAGAAAAAGACGGAGCAGCAUGGUGGGGAGAGACAGCGCUCGUCUGCCGGGCGGAAUGACAGACUACAAUCUACAGAUCAAAAACAGAAAGUUGACAACAAGUGUGCUGAAAUUUGUGGUGAUAAUAUUGUUGGUAAAUCUUGUGCUAAAAUUAUGCUGGUUUAUAUUUACACAAAAGAUAACCCAGAUAAUUAUGUUCAGUGCUAUGCUACCGUUGAUGAGCAAAGUAAUAGGUGUCUGGCAAAGCCAGAAUUGUUUCAGUUAUUAAAUGUCACUGGUAAAUCUGUUGAAUAUACAAUGUCUCGAUGCAAUGGAAUUUCUGUCAAAUCUGGUAGAGAAUUAAACAAUUUGGUUGUUGAAUAUAUUGACAAAAGUGUUCAGUUUGAACUUCCUACUGUUAUAGAAUGUCAGGACAUACCUAGUAAUAGGAAUGAGAUUCCUACACCGAGUGUGGCAGCCAAUCACCCACAUUUGUCAAACGUAGCCCCUUUAAUCCCAGAAAUAGAUAGUAAUGCAAAAAUGUUAUUAUUACUUGGUCGAGACAUCCCAGAUGUACAUCAUGUCCUAGAUCAACGCUUAGGGCCAAAAGGUUGCCCAUUUGCACAACGUCUGCCCCUUGGCUGGGUUGUCAUAGGUGAAGUGAGACCGUGUACAAACAUUGAUCGUGAUCAUAUGUCUACAUAUGAUUAUGAUUUUGUGUUCGCUCUUGAUGUCCGCCAUGAUGACAAAGCGUCUUUGUCCAUAGAUGACCGUGACUUCCUCUCCAUAAUGAACAAAGAGUUUGUCAUUGAUUCACAAGAUAGGUGGUCAGCCCCCCUUCCCUUCAAAACACCAAGGUCUAGACUUCCUAACAACAGAGUCCAAGCACUUCAAAGAGCAAAAUGUCUUCAGGCAAACUUGAGCAAACGUCCCCUUAAAAGACAACAUUUUGUUGAUUUCAUUGGCAAGUUACUAACUAAUGGUCAUGCUGAAAAAGCACCAAGGUUAGAUGAUAGUACUGAGUGCUGCCUUCUGGGUGUUCUGCUUAGAUUUAGACGUGAGUUAGUUGCAGUUUCGGUAGAUGUAGAACAGAUGUUUAACUGUUUCCGUGUACAUGAGAAUGACAGGAAUUACUUAAGAUUCUUUUGGCAUGAGGAUAAUGAAACUUCAAAGCCUCUUAUAGAGUACCGUUUGUGUAAACAUGUGCUUGGCAACAGCCCGUCUCCGGCUAUAGCAAACAAUGGGUUAAGGAAGGCUGUAGAGAAAUCUGAUGAUGAUGUAGUACAUUUUGUCGAGAGAGAUUUCUAUGUAGACGAUGGGUUAAUGUCAUGUCUUACUGUAUCUGAAGCAACCGAUUUGCUUCAACGCACUCAGUCACACCUGGCAAAAUCCGGGAUUCGUCUUCAUAAGAUUGCGUCUACCUGA
This is a messenger RNA of Mercenaria mercenaria, 1833 nucleotides long. RefSeq lists its product as uncharacterized. The record is from RefSeq and is a predicted model, not a curated record. NCBI's taxonomy places the organism in Eukaryota, Metazoa, Mollusca, Bivalvia, Venerida, Veneridae. The coding region runs from base 1 to 1833 and encodes 610 amino acids. The transcript has 4 exons.